Molecule: messenger RNA, 1079 nt
Organism: Cavia porcellus (domestic guinea pig)
Lineage: Eukaryota; Metazoa; Chordata; Mammalia; Rodentia; Caviidae
Product: small cysteine and glycine repeat-containing protein 5-like
Exons: 1
Coding region: 60-392 (110 amino acids)
Source: RefSeq, a predicted model, not a curated record
UCUCCUGAGUCUUUCCUCACCUGAGUCCUCCCCUCAGCUGUGUUUUCUCUUCUGACACCAUGGGUUGCUGUGGCUGUGGAGGUUGUGGCGGCUGCGGUGGCUGUGGCGGCUGUGGCGGCUGCGGUGGCUGCAACAGCUGCACCACCUGCAGAUGCUACCGGGUGGGCUGCUGCUCUGGCUGCUGCCCCUGCUGCGCUGGCUGCUGUGGGGGCUGCUGCAGCACCCCCGUGGUCGUCUGCUGCCGCCGCACCUGCUGCAACUCCUGUGGCUGCGGCUCCUGUGGCUGCGGCUGCGGCUCCUGUGGCUGUGGCUGCGGCUGUGGGAAGGGCUGCUGCCAGCAGAAGUGCUGCUGUCAGCAAAAGUGCUGCUGCAAGAAGCAGUGCUGCUGCUAGGUAAGUCUGCAAGAACUCCCUGGGCCCCUUGCUUCCCCUGGCGAGGAAUCUGCCGUCCUGUCUGCUACAUAUGUCUGCCUGUCCCAGGGCAUUGUGGUAUAUUCCUUCUUGAUUCUGCUCUCCACUUCACGUUUUAUAAAGCUCUGUGUGCAUCUUAUACAAUGGCAUCCAUGGACAGGGGUGGAAAAUCCCUUGUUUUCCUCAGUAGUGGCUUUAGCACUCAGCAGAGGUACUACUUUCCCUGCCCUGCGGCCUGGCCUCUGCCCCUUGGCAGGCUGUGCUGGCGUGGGGGUGGAACUGGGGAGCUCUUUCAUGUGGUCCUGGCUGAUCUAUCUGCCAUCGUGUGUGAGGUGGAUCCCUUCGGGCUGUAUCCAGGAUCUUAUUUUUGUGCCAUUUUUUCCCUUUUUGUAGCCCAAGCCUUCCUACUUGAAAAGCUUGUAAACGACCAGGAAUAGUUACAUUCUAGGAAAUAAAUACCUCUAAGCACCAAAGCCACCCAAGGGAUUAGGCUGAUUGGCUCAGGAUCCUCAGUAUUCUCCUCCCAUCUCCUGUUCAUGCUUUUGCCUCUGAAUGUCUUCCUUUCCUCUCAGGACCAUGCAUCCCUGACAUUUCCUUUGCUGCUUUGUGUUACUACUUCCUAUGCAAUCUUCUAAAUGUCUAAUAAACUUUGCUCCAUUUUCUUUAAAA